GAAGUGGAGUGGCAGACAUGGUCCGUGAGGAGUUGUCUGCUCGUCUCAACGACAGGGAGUACAAGAACUGGCUGGUGGCGGGCCGGUGUCUGCUCAUCCUGCGGGACGGCCUGCACCGGUUCACCGACCAACACAUGAGAGCUUUCCACGCAGAUCUGCUCAACCAGAACUCCCUCCUGCGGAGGCCGUGCCAGACCUCCUCAUGCAAACCCACAGGGAAUAAGAUUUCACGGCUAUGCGGACUGUGUUCAGAGUGGCAGAAGGCCAUCCUGGCCCACCACAGACAGCCCGACGCCACCAUCAACUGGGCAAACUGCUUUCCUCCUCACUGGAGGACAAACCACUGGGAGCUGGCCAAGGCCUACAUGCCUCGUGGUCAAGCCAAAGUGAAGGGGGCGGAUCAAUGUGACACUUCUGCUCUCCUCAACCUCAUCAACUACUGUAAAUGCUUCUGGCAUGUGGAUCCCAAGCUGGUUCGACAGGUGAUCCAAUACCGGAAUGAGCUGAUGCACUCUUGUGAGUUUCGCGUCAAGGAUGACUGGAUGAGGCACUACAGGACCACGCUGAGGCAGUUUGUGCAGCAGCUCAGCCAAGUGCCACAGAUGGCAACAGUUGAAAAACAAAUAGAAGAUAUGCUGUCUGUGGAUUUGUCAAUAAGUGUCUUGGGUGUGGACCGAAUGGAUUCGGCCGGGUUGUCGGACGGAUUACAAGCUGAUUCUGUCCCCCAACUGGAGACCAGCCCCGAGAAAAUCAGCCAAUGGGAAAUCGAGCUGCUGCAAGAGAUGUUUCAGGAGUGUAUGCAUGCUGCUCCAGGGGAUGAUGAAGACGCCCUUACACAGGACGCAGAGCAGUUGAAGAGGCUGGGGGGGCUCCUCCAGGCCAACAAAGAUCUCAAUGAGAGGUUUCCCACCAUUCUUCAAACCAUCAACUCCCUGGAAUCCGCUUCAUCGGCAGGACAUGGAGACACAAGUACAUGAACUUGUGUCUGUCAUCUUAAAGAGCUCAUGGACAGUACUAAAGUGGAACAAAGUUCUGUGAUUAUUCUAAGAAACGGAGGGAAACGUAUGUGGACAAUUAAAUCCAUACAUGAGUGUGACUGUAAUGCCUUUAUAUCCUUUAUCUCUUGUUAUAUCUUUACAGAAGCACAUCAAAUACAAAUAGUUGAACUGUUG
This is a messenger RNA of Cololabis saira (Pacific saury), 1172 nucleotides long. RefSeq lists its product as uncharacterized. The coding region runs from base 18 to 977 and encodes 319 amino acids. The transcript has 6 exons. Lineage: Eukaryota; Metazoa; Chordata; Actinopteri; Beloniformes; Belonidae. The record is from RefSeq and is a predicted model, not a curated record.